Molecule: messenger RNA, 3519 nt
Organism: Euleptes europaea (tarantolino)
Lineage: Eukaryota; Metazoa; Chordata; Lepidosauria; Squamata; Sphaerodactylidae
Gene: NOL6
Product: nucleolar protein 6
Exons: 26
Coding region: 1-3507 (1168 amino acids)
Biological process (GO): tRNA export from nucleus; rRNA processing
Cellular component (GO): UTP-C complex; CURI complex; small-subunit processome
Source: RefSeq, a predicted model, not a curated record
AUGACGGGCAAGCAGUUGUACCAAUCAGAGCGCAAGAAAGGGUAUAAGGGCGGGUUUCCCACUCCUCUCAGGUUUUGGAGCCGUAUGUCUGAAGACGUGGAGAGAGAUGCAGAAUGUGGAGAUCAGGAGGCCGCAGGGGCCAACAUGGUUCCAGCUAAGGAAAGCAGACCCCGGGGGAAGAAGAGGGCUUUUUCUUCCGAAGGCCUCUUGCAGCCGGUGAAGAUCAGCAAGGCAACGCUUUACAAGCCCCCUACCAGUGAAGAACUGAGCCGGCUGAAGGAGACUGAGAACCUCUUCCAUUCCAAUCUCUUGCGCUUGCAGGUGGAGGAGCUUUUGAAAGAGGUGAUGCUCAAGGAGAAGAGGAAACAGAAAAUCGACACCUUCCUGCACCAAAUCAAUGCCCUCCUAGCCAAGAUUCCAGAGACUCCUGAGGCCGAGAUUACUGACCAGUCCUGGCUCCCGAAGGAUGUGAAGGUGCCGUUUGUCCAGGUCCCAUUCAGCGUGAAGGGCCGCUUCCGCUUCCUGCCCCCUGUGUCGGUCAAGGUCGUGGGGAGUUAUCUUCUGGGUACCUGCAUCAAGCCAGCAAUCAAUGUAGACAUGGCACUAACCAUGCCCAGGGAAAUCUUCCAAGACAAGGACAACCUCAACCAACGCUACCAUCGGAAACGAGCCCUCUACUUGGCCCACGUCGCCCACCACCUGGCCAAGGAAGAGCUCUUGGGGAGUGUGACGUUUGCCUAUGCCAAUGGCAACCACCUCAAGCCAGUGGUGCUGUUGCAGCCCCAGGGGAAAGACGCCAAAAUGGUGACCGUCCGUCUCUACGCCUGUCCUCCCCAAGACUUCUUCAAGCCCAGUCGUCUGCAUCCCAGCAAGAACAACGUCCGCACUGCCUGGUUCACAGAGAGAGGCUCACCUGUGGCAGGAGAAGUUGAACCGCCAACCCCCCACUACAACAACUCCAUUCUGUGGGACCUGGCGAUGGAGUCCCACCUGCUCUUCCUCUCCGGGUCGGCCAGUGACUUUCCAGGCAUGCGGGAUGGAGUGGCCCUCCUCAAAGUCUGGCUGCGCCAGCGGGAGCUGGAGAAGGGCUUCGGGUGCUUCAACGGCUUCCUGGCGUCCAUGCUGGUGGCGUAUCUGUUAUCCAGGCACCAGAUAAACAAAGUGAUGAGCGGCUACCAGGUGCUGAGAAACGCCCUCCAGUUCUUGGCCACUACGGAUCUCAGUACCUCUGGAAUCAGCCUCUCGAAGGACGGAGACGGCUCACUGCCAACCCUGAGCGACUUCCACAAAGCUUUCCAGGUGGUCUUCGUGGACCCUUCAGGGCUGGUGAAUUUGUGUGCAGAUAUGACUGCCAGCAAAUACAAACAGAUCCAGUUUGAAGCCAAGCGCUCAAUGGAAGUUCUAGAUGACAAGACGGUGGACGGAUUUCAGCUCUUGCUCAUGACUCGCAGACCUCUGAUCCGAGCCUUCGACCACGUGUUCCAUCUCAAGCAGGUCUCAAAGCUUCAGGCGGCCUGCAAGAAGAUGCAGCUCCUCCACGAACUGCUGGACCAUGGUGGGAACUACAUCUCCGCAACUCUGCCUUUCCUCCUCCGCUUGCUGGAACGUGGCCUGGCACAGAGAAUCCUGCUGCUGACGCACUCUCUUCCCCAGCUUCUUCCGUGGCCGAUCGACGCUGACCCCCCAAAGCACAAAGACACCGGAUCCCUCUCAUUUGGGCUUCUGCUGAGUCCUGACUUUGCUAUCAGUGUCCUGGAGAAGGGGCCGGAAGCGGACCGUCCAGAGGCGGUGGAGUUUCAGAGGUUCUGGGGGAAGCGCUCAGAGCUGAGGCGUUUCCAAGAUGGCUCCAUCUGCGAGGCCGUUCUGUGGGACGCGACGAACCAAAGCCAGAAGCGCCUCAUUCCGGAGCAGGUCAUUCGGCACCUCUUGCAGUUACACAUGGACAUUCCAGAAUCUGCCAUCUGCUACACCGGCGCCCUCCUGGAGUCUGUGAUCAAAUUGGGACGUGAGCCAGCGGGCACCGGCGAGGAAGCCAUGGUGGACGUUGUCCGCUCGUACGACGACCUGAGCCGCAAGCUGUGGAACCUGGAGGGGCUACCGCUGACUGUGACGGCCGUGCAGGGGACUCAUCCGGCACUCCGGUACACAGAUGUCUUCCCUCCGGUCCCCAUGAAACCAGAUUACGCCUACUAUGGCAGGAACAAGGAUCGAGAGUCUCUGGUGCCCUUGGCAGAGAAGCCCUGCCCUGCUUAUAUAUCUCCAAUGAAAGUCAUGUGCCACAUGGAGGGGAGCGGCCAGUGGCCGCAGGACAAGGAAGCCAUCCGGCGGAUCAAGGCUGCCUUCCAGGUGCAGCUGGCGGAACUCCUGCAUGGGCAACACCACCUGCUUUGCUGGCCCGGCCCCACCCACACCGAUGUCUAUAAGGACGGCUACGUCUUCCGCCUCCAAGUGGCCUACCACCGAGAGCCACAGAUCCUGAAGGAGACGGUCACCCCGGAGGGCCUGCUGAAGUACCAGGACACCGAGGAGUCCCUGCGGCUGGAAGUGGAGACCCUCCACUUGCCCUUCCUGACCAGCGCUCUUCAUGGCCUGCAGCAGCAGCACCCGGCUUUCGGGUCCACCUGCCGCCUCGCCAAGCGCUGGGUCAGCGCUCAACUGUUGAGCGACAGCCUUUCGGAAGAGUGUGUGGAUUUGCUGGUGGCCUCCCUCUUCCUCUGCCCGGCACCUUACGUUGCACCCAGUUCUCCUCAGGUGGGCUUCCUUCGCUUCCUUCACCUGCUCGCCACCUUUGACUGGAAGAACAGCCCCCUCAUCGUCAACCUGAAUUCUGAACUCAAAGAUGAAGAUUACUUGGAGAUCAGGAACGACUUUGUGGCUGCCCGGCCUCGCCUCCCGGUCAUGUUUAUUGCUUCCCCGCGGGACCGUCAGAACUCGGUGUGGACUAAGGAGAGACCUUCUGCACAGUUGCUGCUGCGCCUCUUUAUUCUGGCUCAGGAAUCUCUCCGGACUUUGGAGGAGCAACUGAUGGAUCCUUCGGGGAGCCAGGAUGUGAAGGUGGUCUUCCGUCCUCCUCUGGAUUUCUACGACGUCCUCAUCCACCUGAACCCCAAGCAGAUCCCAAGGCACCUGCAAGCGGUGGACCGGCCGGUCAAAUCGUUCAGCCGAGGGAUGUUGCCAGGCGAGGCUGCGGUGAAAACCCUGGCUUUCCCGGUGGUGGAUUACGACCCAGUCCAACUCUAUCUCCGGGAGCUGCGGCAGGCCUUUGGAGACCUCGCCCUGUUCUUCUACGACAAGCACGGAGGAGAGGUGAUCGGAGUCCUCUGGAAGCCUUCCAGCUUCGAGCCGCAGCCCUUCAAGGCAUCCACCAUGAGAGGAAGAAUGAUGUUGGCACCUAGCUCAGAGUCACUGACGGUUCCCAACGUGGCGGCUAUUUUAGAGGACUUUGAGAUCUUGGGAGAAGGGCUUGUCAAAGCGGUGGAGGCCCGAACAGAGAAAUGGUCCAUUUAGAACCUUCUGGAA